Phragmites australis (common reed) is the source of this 1892-nucleotide messenger RNA. RefSeq lists its product as uncharacterized. NCBI's taxonomy places the organism in Eukaryota, Viridiplantae, Streptophyta, Magnoliopsida, Poales, Poaceae. Bases 169 to 1476 code for a protein of 435 amino acids. Gene Ontology annotation, molecular function: damaged DNA binding; 5'-3' DNA exonuclease activity. The transcript is spliced from 4 exons. The record is from RefSeq and is a predicted model, not a curated record. Gene Ontology annotation, biological process: interstrand cross-link repair; protection from non-homologous end joining at telomere; double-strand break repair via nonhomologous end joining.
UGCAAACCAACCACUUGUACGCCAGCAGUGAACUGUUCGUUUCGGCGCGCCGGUGUGGCUUCUUUCCCUCCCUUCGCCCGAAGGCCCAAAAGAAAAGAAAAAAAGGCGCGCAGCGCAGCAACCGCCAACCGCGCGGCGAGGCAUCGGCAUUCGGCAAGGCGGCAAGCCAUGGAGGAGGGGCUGGUGUCGGUGGACAAGUUCGGCGGCGGUAGCCAGGCCUACUUCCUGACGCACCUCCACCAGGACCACACCCGCGGCCUCGGCGCUGCGGGCGGGUGGCGCCACGGCCCGCUCUACUGCUCCCCGACCACGGCCCGACUCCUCCCCACCCGAUUCCCCGGGAUCGACGCCUCCCUCCUCCGCCCGCUCGCCCCCGGCGCCUCCGCAUCCCUCUCCCUCUCCUCCCCAUCCUCCGACCGGCCCCUUUCCCUCCGCGUCACCGCCAUCCCCGCCCUCCACUGCCCCGGCUCGCUCAUGUACCUCUUUCGCGGGGACCUCGGUUGCAUGCUGUACACGGGGGACUUCCGCUGGGAGCUGGGCUGCGACAAGGCGCGGCGGGCGAAGCAGGCGCUCCUCGACGCGCUCGGUGGGGAUGCCGUCGACGUGCUCUAUCUGGACAACACCUACUGCCAUCCGUCGCUCAACUUCCCUCCGCGCCCCAUCGUGGCUGAGCAGAUGGUUGAUAUUAUUCAGGCACAUCCUGAUCAUGAAGUUAUUAUUGGUGUUGACACUCUUGGAAAAGAAGACCUGUUGCUUCAUAUAUCCAGAGCACUAAAAACAAAGAUUUGGGUCUGGCCCCAGCGCCUGCAGACAAUACACCUUCUAGGCAUUGAUGAAAACCACGAGCUCUUUACCACACAGACCAGUUUGACUAGGGUCCGUGCUGUUCCAAGAUACAGUUUCACCAUCGAGAGUCUUGAAGCUUUGAACACAGUGUGCCCCACUAUAGGAAUCAUGCCUUCUGGUAUUCCUUGGCUUUGGAAAAGCAGCGAAGGAAAGGCUAAGUACAGCGGUAGGUCACCAGCAAAGUCUAUCAGGUGCAAAGGGCGAGAUGAUGGCAUAGAGAUGGAUUAUGAUCCCUUAUCACCACCAAAGCUAUUUGAGAAGGAUUCUUACACUUUGCCAUACUCCGAGCACGCUUGUUUUUCAGAGUUAGAGGAUUUUAUGCAAACAGUGCGACCAUCAACGGUCAUAGGAAUCGUCUGCUCAUCGUUCUGUUAUGUAAAUCCUCGCCACCACUUCAGGCAUCUUUUUGGGGACAAUGAUGUUCAUACCGACAGGACGCCUGUAAAGAACAAGGGUGGAGAUACAAAUAACUUGACACCAAAGAGAAGGCCAAAUGGUUCAACGACUCCGAAAGAAAGGAAGUUCAGGAUCUCCAGUUCAAAUCUGUAUAGAAGCAAAGUUACAAUGAAACGGAAGGAGUGCUGCGGUGCAAGGAUUGAUGAUACUGAAGACCUUAUCGGUGUCGCCUGAGUUAUCUCCCCAAGUAAAGUAAUGUUUUCUCAUGUAAAGAUUAACAACUGGAUGGAGGAAGGCUGGGAGCGGUGGGUUCAAGCUGACCAGCUUGCUUGUCUGGAUGCUACCGCUGCCAUCUGUUCCUUGGAAGUUAGAACUCUGUUGUGCUAGCAAGAUACAUUCAGACUCGGUUGUGCUGUAGAGUAUUACUCCUUUUGUUAGCUGUCCAGUAGUUGAGUUGAUGCAAGCCUCGUCUACCUGUUACUCGUAAUACCUUAUGCUGUAUGUAUGCAUCACUGGAGGUGACUGGAACAGUGGACACCAACUUAUACACAUAACUUCGGUGGACCUUAUUAGCCUUGGUCUUGGUAUAGGCCCACAGCCUACCAGACCCUCUUUUUUUUAGAGGAACCAGACUUAAAUGAGACCUGGAA